Drosophila biarmipes is the source of this 905-nucleotide messenger RNA. Its product is annotated as C-type lectin 37Da-like. Bases 40 to 588 code for a protein of 182 amino acids. Gene Ontology annotation, cellular component: external side of plasma membrane. Gene Ontology annotation, biological process: biological process involved in interspecies interaction between organisms. NCBI's taxonomy places the organism in Eukaryota, Metazoa, Arthropoda, Insecta, Diptera, Drosophilidae. Gene Ontology annotation, molecular function: carbohydrate binding. The transcript is spliced from 2 exons. The record is from RefSeq and is a predicted model, not a curated record.
GCCUAGAGGACUCUUGCCAUUCAGUUAGUCAAAGGCAAAAUGUUGAAGAAAACAGUGGCAGUUCUGUUCCUUCUCGCCAGCGUUGGUCUGGGAUUAUCCUACGAAAAAUACGCUACUGGAUUUAAAAAUGGAAAUCCAAACAACUGGCCCAUGGACUCGAGCCCCUUCAUCAAGAUCCACGAAGGGUACUAUUACUUUGGACCCGAUGCGGUGAACUGGUACAUCGCCUACGAGAACUGCCGCAAGUUGGGAUCCGAACUGGUAGCCUUCGAAACUAACGAGGAGUUCGAUGCUGUUAUUGGGUAUCUUAAUAGCAACCUACCACGCGGCAAAUACUGGACGUCCGGCAACGAUCUGGGGAAGACUGGAGCCCACAAUUGGUUUAGCAGUGCUCAGCGCAUAAGUAUAAAUCGAUGGGCCCCUGGGCAACCCGACAACUAUAAGGGAGUGGAGCAUUGCAUACAGUUUGGCUACAUAUACGGAAACUCAAAUAACUACCAACUGGACGACAAUCCCUGCGGCGCGCUAAAGAAUUAUGUUUGUGAGGCUCCAAAGCAGGAAACUAUAUCGAUUGUUGUUUGGAAAUAAGGACCCUUUUUUACUAAUCAACAUCCAAAAAAUUAAAACUAGUUCUCACCACUUUAAGUGGUAGAUUAAGUUUCGUAAAAAAUUUAAAAAUUAUUUCAGAUUCAGACCUUGCGAAUCGACCGCAAAGUUUGCUUUAAAAUUACGCAUACGACAUGUGUUCCAGCCAGAAAAUACUUCGAAUAAAUCGAUUUCCCCUUCCCAACCAUGUCAACUUUCUAAACUAAGUCAAUAUUAGUAAAAUAUUGACCAAUCCGAAAUGUUUUUCAAAGUAGUUCGGAAAGAAGACAAACGAAUUUAGGAAAUAAAACCAAAUCAAA